GAGCUUCCUCUACAAAUAAGCACCUAGCCGCGCUCCAACGGACUGGUCGAUAAAGCUAACCUUUAAUUAAUUUUGACGUUAUAUUCGCUAUAUUAAAAAACAACUUCACCCAUCUAUCUUGUUACUAUUAUAUUACAUAAGAUACAAUGUCUUCCAGCGGUGAUGAGCAGCAGCAACAGCAGCAACAGCAGCCUCAGAGGCGGCAGGCGGCGACUCAGGAGACAGACCACUCGGAUAUUUCAGACCAUGCAUCUGAAACAUCGCGACCGCCUCGCACUCGUCGCCGCAACCGACGUCGCCCCGGGUCGGUGCAACCACUCCAACAGCAAGAUGACCAGCAGAUGCUUCAACAGAGGCAGCAGCAACAGAUGAUGCAGCAACAGCAACAACAGCAGAUGAUGCAGCAGCCGCAAGGUGGCAGUGAGAGCAAGUCGGACACCCUCAAGCUGCGUCUCGACCUUAACCUCGAGGUGGAGGUAACGCUCAAGGCUCGCAUCCACGGCGAUCUGACCUUGGCAUUGCUGGACACUUAGAAUAUCCGAAAACAACACGGCACGAAUAUCAUGACGUUUAAUGAGGAUACUCUAUGUAAUAAACGGGAGAAAGAUGUGUUUCCAUAAAAAUGAAACCAGAAAGAGUUGAUGGCGGUGUUGUCGAAUUGGUAAUAAUGUUAGAGGCACCUGGAACAUGGAUUGCGUUAUUUCUGUCCUUGUUGUCGUAAAAAGGUAUAUGUAUUACGGCUGGAAUUAGGUUGUUGGCGUGAUGAUUUGGAAUAGGGACCUUUUAUUAAAUAUAAGCAUGUAAUUGAGUAUGAUUCAAAAUAUAAAUCCUGCCUACUUUAAUACUAUAUACU
This is a messenger RNA of Daldinia decipiens, 853 nucleotides long. RefSeq lists its product as uncharacterized. Lineage: Eukaryota; Fungi; Ascomycota; Sordariomycetes; Xylariales; Hypoxylaceae. The record is from RefSeq and is a predicted model, not a curated record. Bases 147 to 533 code for a protein of 128 amino acids. The transcript is spliced from 2 exons.